CCCGAUCGAAUGGUAAAAACUCGAGAAGCUCCAAGAUUUGGAUAAAGAUAUGGCGUCUUCAUCUAUAGGUUUUCUUUUGUCGUUAACACUUUUGUUUGCACUUGUCGUCGUUUCUUUUUCAGAUGACAAGAAACAAGAAACUGUCGACCUGAGUAAAAAGAGUGGAGGUGCGAGUGAACAGCAAAUAGGUGCUGCUAAGUUUGGUGCAGGAUGGGGUGUGGGUAGGGGUGGUGGAUUGGGUGGACCCCGAGGUGUAGGUUCAGGAAUGGGAGGAGGUCCAGGAGGCGGUGGAGGUGAAGGUGGUGGAUGGGGUGGAGUUGCUCCAGGUGGUGGUGGUGCUCCUGGUGUUGGUGGUAUUCCUGGUGUUGGUGGUAUUCCAGGUUUUGGUGCUCCAGGUGCGGCUGGUGGUACUAGUGCAGGUGGAUGGGGUGGUGGCGGUAGCCCUGGAUGGCUUGGUGGUGGUGGUGCCGGGUUGCCUGGUUGGGGAGGUGGCGUUGGCCCUGGAUGGGGUGGUGGUGGCCCUGGAUGGGGACGUGGUAUGCCUGGAUUUGGUGGUGGUCGUGGCCCUGGAAUCGGCGGCGGUGGUUGGAACAAGCAAGAAGAGGGUGGACACUGAGAAUGGUACGUAGAGAGUCUGCAUGCAUGGGAAUAAAAAGGAGCCAGUGUACGUUUGAGAAAUUUGCUUAGUAGGAUAUUUUGCUAUGUAUGACGUGUUUUAUGUUUAAUUAUGAAAUAUGAAUAUUGAUGUAAUAUUUAUCUAUUAAAUUAAUAUCAUGUGUAUGUUAAUUAUUGCGUCUA
Molecule: messenger RNA, 798 nt
Organism: Lactuca sativa (garden lettuce)
Lineage: Eukaryota; Viridiplantae; Streptophyta; Magnoliopsida; Asterales; Asteraceae
Source: RefSeq, a predicted model, not a curated record